This is a messenger RNA of Symbiodinium natans, 1545 nucleotides long. Lineage: Eukaryota; Dinophyceae; Suessiales; Symbiodiniaceae. The record is from the annotation of a GenBank genome assembly.
AUGAGGCCGUUUCGAUAUCAGACGCUGCAAGAUGUGGAAGCUCUGGACGAGCAAGCUGAUGCACCCAGAUGGCCGCGAGCAGGCCGAUGGCUUUCCUGUUUUAUCUUCCAGUUGAUGCUUGUGGCCAUGCUCGCCUUGCGAGCACCCGCUGGGGGCCCUGCUGAAGCAAUUCAUGGAAUGUGGAACAUGCUUCGAAAAUUUAGCAUGUUCCAGUUCAGCAUGGCAAUGUAUGAAAGUGAGUUUGGAGACACAGAUCCGUUUCAGUUUAGAUGUCCAGUUCCUGGAACCAUCGCUGGCGGCAGCGACAAUUUGACUUGCUGCAGAACGUACAACAACAAAGGUUGGCCCUUCCAGUUUCGGGAGUGUGAAAACCUUGGCUUUUGCACAACUUGCUGGGUUGAGACUGAAAAAGCAUCCAUGCGAAAGCACUCUGCGAUCGACUUUGCGGGUGCAUCUUGGGCCGCAACCAUCAGUGUCAUGAACAAGGCGGAGGCGAAAUCUGGGUGGUUGAGCCAGUCUCUACAAAAUCUUUUCGGUAAUCUAGCUACUCCUACAAAGAACCAGGUUGACGAUGCACACGUGCGAGGCAGUUCGAUGCGAGUGAGGAUUGGCCAUGGCAUCAUGAAGGGAGAGACAAAUGCGUGUCCAGGUAUAGAUGACUGGCACAUCGACAUGUUGAAUGAAGACAAAGAAAACAUUCACGCACGCGUCUUCAAGUCUCCGCGAACAAAGUUGGCCAUUGUUGCCUUUCGUGGAACACAGUUCAAGUCCAUAAAGAACUGGGAGGUUGAUGCUGAUAUUCAGCGAAUACCACUAAAGUUGCCAAAUGGCAAGGUGACGUAUGUACACGAAGGCUUCCUGAAGGCUUUAGAACAUAUUUUGCCUCACGUGAAACGGUGGGUGGAUGGCUACAUCUUCGGGCUUUUCGAGGCCAUUCCCAGAGAUUGGAAGUUGAUCUUCACGGGCCACAGCUUGGGGGGUGCCUUGGCGGUCCUGGCGGCGACGAAAGCGCAUUUGGAGAGAUGGCCUCGGACUCCUGAGGCUGUGGUCGCUUUCGGUGUUCCCCGCUUUGCCGAUGCGGCCCUUGAUGAGUGGUGGCGUGAAGAGGAUCUCUGCCAAACCCUGCUCCGUGUGAAUACCUACAACGACAUGGUGCACGUCAUGCCCUUCCAGAAGAUGUGGAGUGCUCUCAACGUUGCCACAGGUGCCUAUGACUGCUUCACACGGCCCGUGGACUGCAUAAGACAGUCUACGAAGCACGUGCAACAUGCGCUUACUCACCACUCGGAAGGACUUGGUUUGAUAAUCAGUGAUCAGUGGGCACACGUGUGUCCAGAGAGUGAGAUUCUGGUUCCAAGCCGUGUAAAGGGAGUCAACGAGCAACUGGAGGAGUUGUCUUUGUUUGGAGGUGUACUCGCUCAUCUGAACGAGAACUGCCUAUAUGGAUACAUCUAUGGAGUCAUGCACAGCAACAUCUCUGCUUUCGACAAGUAUUGCAAGGUUUCCCCUUCGGUCUGUGCAAACCUGUCACAUCUUGGACCGUAA